UAGAAGGUGUAAUGAUUGACUUUACAGCUUCCCUCAUAUGAUGCCAGAUGAUUUCAUGUGAUCAUUUCAGAGAUUUGAUGAAGUAAAAAGAUUUAGUCCAGGAUUCGUUUCUCAACCAAUCACUGAGCUGUAUCGGCUGCGCAUGCGCACAGCGCGUAGCGGCUCCCACGUGCCUGCAGCGUCCUUUCCGUCUGCAAACCCCGCCAGUGCACCCAGUAAGCACAGUGAGCCCAGUAAGGAGAAGCCUCGCCACCACUGCUACAGGACUUUCAGCGUCUUCAUCCCGAACCCAAACUCCGAAGCUGCCUCACUCAUGGCUGUAGUCAGGUUCUACAGUAAUGAAGCGGUGAACCAGCGGAUGCAGAGAGCCGCUAAGCUCCACCCGAACCUGUCAAUCACCACGGAGCAGUGCUACAAUGUUGAGCUGUCAGAGCCAAUCAGCACCGAGCAGACGGAGGUUCUGCUCUGGUUGUUCCGCCCCCCUUUUCAGGCCGAACCGCUGUCACUCAAACCCAAGCUCAGGGAGGGAGCCGAGGAGAAGCUAGUGGAGAUCGGACCGAGGUUAAAUUUCUCCACCAGCUGGUCUACAAACACAGUCUCCAUCUGUCAGAGCAUCGGGAUCAAUAUGGUCACCCGAGUGGAGCUGUCAAUCAGGGUUCUGAUCAAGCCAAUGAAUGGACAGACCCUGAAGCAUCUGGAAGAAGAUGUGAGCACCCUGAUUGGUCGUCUCCAUGACAACAUGACUCAAUGCAUCUAUGAACAUCCCAUAACCUCAUUCGCCGUGGCAACGGAGCCACAGCCGGUGUGGGAGGUGGACGUCCUGCAGAGGGGUCGAGCUGCUCUGGAGGAGGUCAACGAGAACCUUGGUCUGGCCUUUGACUCCUGGGAUCUGGAUUUCUACACAUCGAUGUUUCAGAGGAUUAAAAGGAACCCGACUAGUGUGGAAUGUUUCGACCUGGCUCAGUCCAACAGUGAGCACAGCCGGCACUGGUUCUUUCGAGGUCGAAUGCAGAUCAACGGUCUUCAUCAGGAUGAAACUCUCUUCAGUCUCAUCAUGAAAACUCAGAACCAAAGCAACAACAACAACGUCAUCAAGUUCUGUGACAACAGCAGUGGAAUCAGGGGGGUGGAGCUCCAGUGUCUUUACCCCAGGGACCCGUCCUGUUCCAGCUCUUAUGAGACGAGGACGUCUCUGAGACACGUCAUCUUCACAGCGGAGACGCACAACUUCCCGACAGGCGUCGCCCCCUUCAGCGGCGCCACCACGGGGACGGGGGGGCGUAUCAGAGACGUGCAGAGCGCUGGGCGGGGGGGCCACGUCAUCGCCGGCACGGCGGGCUACUGCUUCGGGAACCUGCACAUUCCAGGGUACAGCCUCCCCUGGGAGGGGGAGGGGGAGGGGUGGGAGUACCCCCCCAGCUUCGCCCCCCCGCUGCAGGUGGCCCUGGAAGCCAGCGACGGAGCCUCGGACUAUGGGAACAAGUUUGGAGAACCCGUCCUGUCGGGGUUCGCUCGUUCCUUCGGCAUGCGGCUGAAGGACGGAGAACGUAGAGAGUGGAUCAAACCCAUCAUGUUCAGCGGGGGCCUUGGAUCCAUCGAGGACGCUCACGUCAAGAAGCAAGAGGCAGAAAUGGGAAUGGAGGUGGUGAAGAUCGGUGGUCCCGUGUACAGGAUCGGUGUCGGAGGGGGAGCGGCCUCGUCCGUGCAGGUCCAGGGCGACAACAGCAGCGACAGGGACACGGGGGCCGUGCAGAGAGGAGACCCCGAGAUGGAGCAGAAGAUGAACCGAGCUCUCCGAGCGUGUCUGGAGAGAAGCGGCGGGAACCCGAUCUGCAGCAUCCACGACCAGGGAGCCGGGGGGAACGGCAACGUGCUGAAGGAGCUCAGCGAUCCGGCAGGAGCCCGAAUCUACUGCAGCAGGUUCAAGAAAGGUGACCCCACCCUCAGUGUGCUGGAGCUGUGGGGGGCGGAGUAUCAGGAGAGCAACGCCCUGCUGCUCCGCCCGGCCGACCGGGACUUCCUGGAGACGGUGUGUCGGAGGGAGAAGUGUCCUGUGGACUUUGUGGGAAACAUCACCGGAGACGGCAAGAUUGUGCUGGUGGAUGAGGGGGCGGCGGAGGGAGGACGUGCCCCCGUAGACUUGCAGCUGGACUGGGUCCUGGGGAAGAUGCCCCAGAAAGAGUUUCAGAUGGAGCGCGUGACCUCUGACCUUCUGCCUCUGGCUCUUCCUGGAGGGCUGAAGGUCAGAGAGGCUCUGGACCGAGUUCUGCGUCUACCUGCUGUGGCUUCCAAGCGCUACCUGACCAACAAGGUGGACCGGUCCGUGACAGGGCUGGUUGCUCAGCAACAGUGUGUGGGCCCCCUCCACACCCCCCUGGCGGACGUGGCCGUGGUCGCUCUGUCUCCGUUUGGUCGGCAGGGGGCGGCGACCGCCAUCGGUGAGCAGCCAAUCAAAGGCCUCCUGAAUCCCGCUGCGGGGGCCCGGAUGGCCGUUGGAGAGGCCCUCACCAACCUGGUGUUUGCCAAAGUCACCGCCCUCAAGGACGUGAAGUGCAGUGGUAACUGGAUGUGGGCGGCCAAGCUGCCUGGGGAGGGGGCCGCUCUGUGGGACGCCUGUGGGGCCAUGUGUGAGGUCAUGGGUCAGCUGGGCGUGGCCAUCGAUGGAGGCAAAGACUCUCUGAGCAUGGCGGCUCGUGUGGGGGAGGAGACGGUCAAAGCUCCAGGUGCUCUGGUGAUCUCUGCGUACGCUGUCUGCUCUGACAUCACGGCCACGGUGACCCCUGACCUGGAGGAUCCAGACGGGAAAGGCGCGCUGCUCUGGGUUCCCAUCAGCCUGGGCCUCCAUCGUCUGGGGGGCUCGGCUCUGGCUCAGGUCUUUAGCCAGCUUGGGGACUGUUGUCCCGAUAUGGACCGGCCUGAGGUUCUGGUCUCCUGCUUCAACGUGACCCAGGAGCUGGUUCAGGAUCGCUUGCUGACUGCCGGACAUGACGUCAGCGAUGGAGGCCUCAUUUCCUGUUUGCUGGAGAUGGCGUUCGCAGGGAACCGUGGGAUUGAUGUGGAGCUCCACUCAGACGGAGCUGGAGUCAUGGAGCUGCUGUUCAGCGAGGAGCUCGGUCUGGUCCUGGAGGUUUCUCUACUCCACGUAGAAGCGGUGUGUCGGCGAUACGAAGACGCCGGCGUGCAGUGUCUCCACGUGGGGAGGACUCGUGGCUUUGGACCGGAGUCUGAGGUCAGAGUUCGCGUGGACGACCUCGAGGUUCUGAGGGAAAAGCUGCCGAGCCUCCGAGCAUCAUGGGAGGACACCAGCUUCCAGCUGGAGCGCCUCCAGACCAACGAGAUCUGUGUGAGACAGGAGGAGGGGGGCCUGGCUACCAGGACGCAGCCCUACUUCCACCUGACCUUUGACCCCUGCAAAACACCCAGCCUCAGCCAGCUGAGGCCUCGGGUGGCUGUGGUGAGGGAGGAGGGCAGUAACGGGGACCGCGAGAUGUGUGCGUCUCUCUACAUGGGGGGCUUUGAGGUCUGGGACGUGAACAUGCAGGACCUGUGCUCCGGCUCCACGACGCUGGACUCCUUCAGGGCCGUGGUGUUCGUUGGUGGAUUCAGUUACGCAGACGUCCUGGGAUCAGCUAAAGGCUGGGCUGCUACUAUUGCCUACAACCCAAAGGCCAAGGCGGCGUUUGAUCGGUUCCGUCAGCGAGGCGACACUCUGAGUCUGGGGGUCUGUAACGGCUGCCAGCUGCUGGCCCUGCUCGGCUGGGUGGGGGGGGGCCAGGACCAGGAUGGAGCGGAGUCCGACGUGGUGCUGACUCACAACCAGUCGGGUCGGUUCGAGUCCCGCUUCGUCAGCGUCGGGAUCCAGAAGUCUCCGUCCCUGUGGCUCAGCGGCAUGGAGGGCUCGGCCCUGGGGGUCUGGGUCGCACAUGGAGAAGGUCUGAUGCAGUUCCGUAGCUCUCUAGUUCAGGACCGGAUUGUUUCUGGUGGUCUCGCCCCACUCCGUUACCUUGACGACCAGGGUCUGCCCACCGAGGACUACCCCCUGAACCCCAACGGGUCCCCGCGGGGGGUGGCGGGGCUCUGCUCUGGGGACGGGAGGCAUCUGGCCCUGAUGCCCCACCCCGAGCGCUGCACCCUUGGCUGGCAGUGGCCCUGGGCCCCCCCGGCCCUGCGGCCCUCCCUUACACCGUCUCCAUGGUUACGCAUGUUCCAGAACGCGGCGGCCUGGUGCAGCACUGAAUGAAUGAUGUCAUACUUCACCAAUCUUCACUUUGUCUUUUUUUACAAAAGUCUCAUUAAUAUGCAUUUUACUAAUAAAUACAUCAUUCUACAGUGUGUGUGAUUUAAGUAAAGGAAUAUUCUACAUGUUUCA
Pungitius pungitius (ninespine stickleback) is the source of this 4369-nucleotide messenger RNA. It is a transcript of the gene pfas, whose product is annotated as phosphoribosylformylglycinamidine synthase. Lineage: Eukaryota; Metazoa; Chordata; Actinopteri; Perciformes; Gasterosteidae. The record is from RefSeq and is a predicted model, not a curated record. Gene Ontology annotation, biological process: 'de novo' IMP biosynthetic process. The transcript has 28 exons. Gene Ontology annotation, molecular function: phosphoribosylformylglycinamidine synthase activity. Bases 143 to 4240 code for a protein of 1365 amino acids.